Huiozyma naganishii CBS 8797 is the source of this 2022-nucleotide messenger RNA. It is a transcript of the gene VPS33, whose product is annotated as tethering complex ATP-binding subunit VPS33. The transcript has a single exon. The record is from RefSeq and is a predicted model, not a curated record. The coding region runs from base 1 to 2022 and encodes 673 amino acids. Gene Ontology annotation, biological process: intracellular protein transport; vesicle-mediated transport. Gene Ontology annotation, cellular component: fungal-type vacuole; CORVET complex. NCBI's taxonomy places the organism in Eukaryota, Fungi, Ascomycota, Saccharomycetes, Saccharomycetales, Saccharomycetaceae.
AUGGAUAAUCAAUGGGAUACAAGAAGCUAUAAGAAACUGCUGUCUGAUGAAUUGUGUUCCGUUCUCGGUACGGUGUCCUCUAAAGAUCAGAUAUUGGUUGUCCAACCAAACAUCCUACCCUUUAUAAAUAGACUAAUCACCUUUUCGAAACUCACCAGUGAGAGUCCUGUGCGUAAAGUCGUUAUACUAGAUGGUCAGCUGACAGAAGACUUGCAGAAUAUUUUGGGCUCUUCUCCUGAACAGUUCAGUGUGGUGUUCUUCAUUGAUGUAAGGAAAGAUUUGACAGUACCAAAAUUGAUACCUGAGAUAGCCAAGACAUUCAAGCUCAAACCUGUCAACGUCGUAUAUAUGACAUGGGAGGCUCAACAGAGCAACUAUUUGAAAGAGUUGCCGCAUUUCAUUACGAGCCAAAUUGGAGAUGAGACAAAACUUUUCCCCUUAGAUAUGUUGCCCAUUGCUCAGAUUGAUGACGAUGUGCUAAUAUGUGACCUACUAUACAAUAGCUCCGGUGAGUCACUGUAUCACCCAAAUUAUAAGUCUAUGGAGGGUACCACUAGGGCAAUUUUAGCUGAUAAUAUGGCCAAUUGCAUCGAAUCUCUUUUACGGGAAACAAAGACGACUGUUACCAACGCGAUAGCUAUUGGUCCAGAAUCGCAGAAAUUUGCCAAGUUACUGAAAUCUCGUAUUAAUGCAGAAUCAACCUCGGAAGAUCGUUUCAUAAGGGAUACGCUGUACGGGAAUAAGUACGAUACUAAUCUGGAGACCGACCUCAUUGUCCUUGAAAGAAACCUGGAUCCAAUCACACCGAUGUUGACUCAAUUGACAUAUGCCGGUAUUGUAGAUGACUUGUACCAAUUUGAUAACGACAGUUUAGAGUUGAAGAAGAAGAAAGCUAGUUCUGAUGGGGCCGAUAUUGUGCUAAACUAUUUGGAGGAUGACAUAUGGGAGGAAUUGAAGUAUCUGAAUUUUGGUAGCGUUGGUCCCAAACUGAACCGAAUGGCUAAAGAUCUGCAAAGCCGGUACGAUGCACGGCAUGGUGCUGAGACUGUUGAUGAGAUCAAGAAUUUUGUCGAUUCGUUGGCGACGUUGCAAGAAAAGCAACGUCUCCUCAAGAUGCAUACGACUCUAUCCUCGGACGUUUUAGAGGAGGUAGAGACCAGCCCCUCUCUCUCAUUUAGUAGAAUAUUGGAGUUUGAGCAAGAUAUAUUGGCGGAUAAUCUGCAUCACCAUGAGGCUUACGGUAAGUUAAUGGAUCUUAUAUUUGAAGGCGAUGUCCCGCGAAGCAAGAUCAUGAAGUUGGCAAGUCUCAUAGCUAACUGCAAGGGAUCGAUACGGGAUAAAGAUUUUGUUGCUUUGAAGAAGGAGUUUGUUGACGCAUUUGGCGUGCAGGCGUGUUUCCAAUUCGACCGGCUUAUGGAGAUGAAGUAUAUUCACAUGAAAUCGAGCACCUCACAGGAGCGAAUCUUUGAGAGGGAGUACCGCAUUGUAUCUUUGUGGUUUAAUACGUUGCCCCGGGACGAUUCUAAGACCUCAGGGUCCAAUUUAACAAAUACGGCUACCCCACGUGAGGCCACUUUCGCCUUCUGUGGCGUGGUACCAAUUACCAUGAGAUACGUGCAGUCACUGUACGACCGAACAGUCUUGGCACAGCAUCAUUCCGCGCAGCAGCCGUUUAUAAUAUCGAGCAGGCCGCGGAUCCAGGGGUUGGAGCCCGUAUUCGAACAAAUAUACGGUUCGUCUGUCACCACGCUGCUGCAGGAACGUUGGGUUCCCAGUGCUAUCCACCAGUCUCUGCCGGACCAAGCAAUUGGCCCGCGGUCCACCAAUGGGAAAGCCGCGACAGGUGACGGCAGCGGGAACGACGACGGCGAUCUGACCAUCCUCGUCUUCCUUGGGGGUAUUACUCUCGGGGAGCUCGCGACGUUGCGUCACUUGCAAGCCCACUGGCGUCGCAGCAGUCAUAAUCUGCGCAAACGGUUUGUCGUGGUGGUAGAUGGACUCUGGAGAUUACCAGGUGUGUAG